AUGGCUGAUGUACCUGAUGUAGUUUGUGAAAAUAUGUGGUUUCAGCAGGAUGGUGCUUCACCUCACAACGCUAAUGUCGUUAAGGAUCAUUUGAACCAGCAGUAUCUGUCACAAUGGCUUGGUACAAAUGGUCCAAUCAAAUGGCCUCCACGAUCUCCUGACCUGACUCGGUUGGACUGUUUCUUGUGGGGUUAUUUAAAAGACAAGGUGUUCGAGCAACAAUCGACAUCCUUGAUAGACUUAAAAGAACGUAUUACUACAGCAUGCCGUACAGUAACAACAACAAUGUUGAAAUCUGUCAUGGAUUCAAUCAUACAGAGAUAUGAAAAAUGUUUAGAAAACGAUGGUGGGCAUUUUGAAAAUUUAUUGUAG
Molecule: messenger RNA, 372 nt
Organism: Myzus persicae (green peach aphid)
Lineage: Eukaryota; Metazoa; Arthropoda; Insecta; Hemiptera; Aphididae
Exons: 1
Coding region: 1-372 (123 amino acids)
Molecular function (GO): nucleic acid binding
Source: RefSeq, a predicted model, not a curated record